AUGGGCACCAAACAGACCAAGGGUUGCCAGCCGGGCAGCACCGGGGAGAGCCCCCCGGCCCACCACCGCAAGAAAGUACCCCCCAGGGAAAGGGGAGAUUUCCUCGCCUCCCUCGUGGUGAAGUCCGGCGAGAAGUUUGGGAAGGGUGGUGGCAGCAGCUUGCCCCCUUACCACCGGCGGAUCUGCAUGAUCCAGGACAUGCUGGUGCUGGUGAAGCAGGGGAAGCAGGAGGAGGCCACCGAGCUGCUGAGGCACCUACGGCAGGACUUAGGAAUGGAGUCGACCUCUCUGGAUGACGUCCUCUAUCGAUAUGCCAGCUUUCGAAACCUGGUGGAUCCAAUCACUCAUGACUUGAUCAUCAGCCUUGCUAGAUACAUCCACUGCCCCAAACCGGAGGGGGACUCCCUCGGGGCCAUGGAGAAGCUUUGCCGGCAGCUCACCUACCACCUCAGCCCCCAUUCGCAGUGGAGACGCCAGGGCAUCAUGAAGAGGAAGCCGCAGUCCUGCUUGAAAGCUGUCCUGAUGGGGAAGCCUCAGGACAACACAGUGGACUUGUCGGGCAUCCCGCUGACGCUGAAAGACUUGGACCGCGUCACGUCCUACCUCCAGCACAGCUCGGAGCACAUCGACACGGUGGAGCUGUGCUUCACAGAGCUGACGGACGACAUGCUGCUGCAGCUGCUGCCGGCGCUCUGCGUGCUGCCCCACCUCACCACCCUCUCCCUCAACGGCAACCGGCUCACCAAAGCCAUCCUACGGGACCUCACCGAAACCUUGAAGGACCCCAAGAAGUUCCCCAGCGUCACCUGGAUCGACCUCGGCAACAACGUGGACAUCUUCUCCUUGCCGCAACCCUUCUUGGUCAGCCUAAAGAGACGAUGCCCAAAGCAAGGCAACUUACCGACUAUUCUGGAGUUUGGCGAGGGUCAGGUAAGCGAUUUGGAGAGCCAAGAUGGCCUGGCUGAGAGCCAGGAGGACCUGCGUGCUGGACCAGGCAAGACUGACAACAUAGGUUUGCAGCAGACAGACAGAACAGUUGAGGCUGGGGAGCUCCCCAACUCGGAGCAAGGUGCUGCGACACCGCAGACAUGAUGUCCGGCUCCGUGGCUCUUGGGUGGGCGCGUUGAGCAAGGAUGACUUAAAACCGAGACCUCAGCGUUGGAGGUCCUGGCGGAGGGUCGAUUCACGCGGUGGGUUGCUUCGGGAGUCCGGACUGCUGCCUUCCUCCCGUACGAUGAAUGUCAACUUUUUUCUUUUCCAAGACCACAUAAAGGUGAUCACAUUGAAUACUUG
This is a messenger RNA of Haliaeetus leucocephalus (bald eagle), 1293 nucleotides long. It is a transcript of the gene LRRC75A, whose product is annotated as leucine rich repeat containing 75A. Bases 1 to 1092 code for a protein of 363 amino acids. The transcript has 4 exons. Lineage: Eukaryota; Metazoa; Chordata; Aves; Accipitriformes; Accipitridae. The record is from RefSeq and is a predicted model, not a curated record.